CAAGCCAUUGGCUCGAGGCGCGCGCCAGGGCUGCGGGUUGGCCCAGAGGCGGCGGCCAUGCAGCGGAAGACGGGCCUUGCCGUGUCGGGCCGAUGGCGGCUGACACGCUGGUCUCCGAGUGUUCGGGCUCCCUGCCCGGGUCUUGCCCCGCCAGCCGCGUGGAGGUGCCGUGGGAUGAGUGGGCCGUUGUCCACCUCGCGUGGCCCGUGGCGGCUCAGGCUGUGCUCGUCGUGCUCUUCUGGGCCGUGCUGGGGCCCGGGUACCGCUCGGCGUAUCGGCGAGGCGGGUCGUGCCUCCGGUGGCUGGUCAGGAACAACGCCCAAACAUCGGGACCCCGGACAGGCAGGCAAAGCGCCCCUCAAUCAUCUUGGCCAUCUUCGCGGCCGAUAUGGCCGCGUGCGCCCUGGCGGGCAGCAUCUGGCUGCUGCACACCUACGAGCGCAAGACCUCGGCGGCCUCCAGGGCUGCGCUGCUCGCGGCCGCGCUCGUGCACGUGGCAGCCUCUGCCGUAGGCCACCUGCGGGCCGAGUGCACUGUCGGCAGUGCUCUGACGGUGAGGAGCUGGGUGGACGCUUUCACGACCGUUCCCACGCUGCACCUCCUGUGGCACCAGGACGCUAGCGGCAGUGCCUGGUGGCCGGCGGGCGGCGGCGGUGUCGAUUGGUUGUCCCUGCACUGGCUACGUGCCGCGUCGGUCAUUGACGACUUCCAGCAGAUCCAAGGCCUCUCCCGCCGCGCCAAGUACACAGGACUGGUGGCGCAGAUGGUCGUGCUUCUCGUCCUGAGGAUCAUCUGCUUGAUCAUGACCAUGGCCGGCGUGACCUUCACCAGCGAGGUCCUGGGCGAGCUUCCCUUCUUCGACUACCUGCUCGCGGACAGGUUCUUCGUCUCUCCUGCCGGCGACAGGAUAUCUCCCACGCAGAUGUGCUAUUGGAUCGUCGUCUCCAUCACGACCGUGGGCUACGGUGACUUCGCCCCGCGGACCGUCAUAGGUCGAGCCCUGACCUCGAUCUUCAUCGUGGCCGGCUUCCUCUACCUGUUCUUGGUGCAGGUCGAGUUUACGCGGGCUUGGGCGGAGAUACGCGAGGGCUCGGGGACCUACCGGGCGAAGACCCGGAAGAGGGGCAACCCGCAGCGCCACGUCGUGGUCGUCCUUUGCACCAGGAGGCGCGCGGUACACUUCUCCUCGAUGUUGGCUGGCUUCCUGCGCGAGAUCCUCCACACGGAGCGGUCGCACGAGUGGCCAGACGUUGUGAUCUUCUCCCGGAUGCCAUGGGAUGCCGCGGGCGACGGGGAAGACCAGACGCGGGGGGCAACUUUUGAUGACUUUCUGCGGGCCGAGGGCCUGAGCGCUUCGGUGCGGAAGCGCGUGUUCUUCAUCGUGGGGAAGCUGAGUAGCAGGGCGGACAUGGAUCGCGCUGCGAUUGGCCAGAGCCUGGCUUUCCUGCUGGCGGACGUUGCCAGCGAAGCACCAGACAGGGACGAUGAGGAAAACCUUUUCACGGCGGUGCUCAUGCGGCAGUUCUUCCCCGACGCACACAUCCGCGUCAUGUUGCUUCGACCGCAGUCGAAAGAUCUAGCGGUACAGGCGGGCAUUGAGAUUUCACGGUGCUUCUCGCUGCAAGAGCUCAAGGCAAACAUCUUGGCGCAGAACGUGCGCUGUCAUGGCCUCGUGCCCAUGAUCACUGGCAUGCUGCUCUCUGUGGACGUGAAAGAGGAAUCUCGCGGCCUCGUGAGCGUGACCAGGAGGAAAAGACACGCGGGAAUCGUGACCGAUGGCGCCGACGGCGCCACGCCCCACGGCUUGCGGGAACCCAUUGGAGAAUCGAACUUCCCAACGCCAAGCUACGAUAGCUACGACAUGAAAUCGUCAGGGUAUUCGUCCAGUUCCGACGGCUCCAACUCGCACUUCGACCGGCAGCGUUCGGUUUCCAGGGUAGCCACUGAAACAAGAUCUCGGGCGUCUUCUGAGGCAUGCUCCAGGGGCUCCAGCGCCAGCAACGAGAGCAUCACCACGAGACAGAAGCGCCUAUGGAGGCGCUCCGAAUGGAAGGACAAGGUCACGCCUUGGAUCUUGGACUACAUGGAGGGCUUGCAGCGCAGCGUCUUCGGUUUCGAGCUCAGUGAGAACCUGGCGGGCCUCUCUUUCGGAGAGAUUUCCACUGCUGUGUUUACGAGGACGGGUGCCAUCGUGAUCGCCACGUUCUUAGGUGGCCAGCUUCUAGUCUGCCCUCAGGAUAUGACUCCAGCAGAGGCAGGUCAAAUCUUUUUUGCGGUUGCCAAGGACGAGACGACGCUGGCUGAGUGCCGCAAGAGCGGACGUUCUGCUUGCAACUGGCGCCGGUCGCUGCUGAUCGCGCGGCACCUGGAACGGCGCAAGACUCGGCAGGGCCCGCAUGUUUCCGCCUCGAAGCUCCUCGGCCGCAGCCUGCGGCGCGCCCUGGUCCCAAAGGGCAGGCUCCUGAGCACCAGUGAGCACGCGGGACUCAUGAGCAGGACGAUGACUCCCAGUGAGUCGCUGCUGCCUUUCGCGUCCGACGCUCUCCCAGUGAACGACGGUAGCUCGCCCCGGCGGCGGGCUUCUGGCCUGGAAAGCGUGCUGUCGUCUGUCAACCGGAAGGGGGCUCCGGGCCAGGACGAGCAGCGGAACUGGGUGCGAUCAGUCAGAGCCCAACUCGCACACACGCAGGAAGAACUGGUGGUGGUGAUCGUCUGUCAAGGGGAGGUGUGGCAACAGGUUCGCACUUUCGUGACGUCCCUCUGCGCCCCACACCUGCCGGACAGGAGGACCAUUGUGGUCGUCGCGCCCACGGAGGUGCCGAGGAUGUUUCUCGACGAGGACUCGGACAGCGGUGUUGUGGUCGUCGAGGGAAACUGCGCAAAGGUGGAGUCUCUGAUAGAGGCCGGCAUUCUCGAGGCCAGCGCGGUGGUUGUGAUGAGCGGGCAGGCCGGUGCUGCCCAGGGCCGAGAUGCCCUCCACCAGGACACACGCAUCGUGCUCUGCGCCCAGGUGGUGGAGUGCUGGUGCGGCAUGUCUGGGCGCGAGGCGUUCACCACCUAUGAGCUGCAGCACAGCGGCUCUCUUCGGAAGCUGCCCAAGCUCUGUUACAAGCACGUCGUGAGCAUGGCUGAUCUCCUCAGUGGGCAGCCCGCAGAUGAUCGCGCGAGGCAGGAGCAGGAGAGAGCGGGGGAAGACGGUAGGCGUCUGAGCACUACCUUCAGUGCGGGCGUCCGCAGCUUAUUCAGUGGUUCUACUGACAGCAUUGGUGCAGCCUCCGCGGACGCCGACCCCGAGGGUGCUUCGGACGCCAUUUCUGAUGUGCCCGUGAGGCAGGCUGGGGAGACGAUUUCUGCGAUGUACCACCCGCGCUUCGCGGCUGGGCAGAUAUUCACCCCAGAGCUGUGGGGGGCGAUGCUCGGAUUCAUGUUCCACAUGCCUGCUAUCAUCGAGCUUGUGGAGGCCUUGGUUAUGCCCCACCAGCGGGACCAGCGUGCCUAUCCAUGGCAGAUGCGCGUACCUGCCGCAUACGCUGGCCACAGGUUCAGCGAGCUGUUUGGCGACCUGGCGCUGGACCACUUCCGAACAAAGCUCGGCAGCGCCGCGGUGCAGGCGUCGGAGCAGGCACGUCCCUCUCCUGGGCUGCAGGAGGACGACGAGGCGUGCCCCCUGGGCCCCGCCGUCGCCCUGGCGCUAUACAGGAGGCGCGAGGAGACGCUGAGCCUUGCGCCGGGGACCGGUUGGCACAACUACACGAUCCUGGCGCCGCCGCCCAGCACGAGACUGCGCACGGACGAUUGGGUGGUGGUCCUCGGGAGCGCCAGUUUCGGCAGCUACAUGCACCGAGUGAGGCUGCUCCGAGGCAGCACAGGUGCUCCGUCGUAGAGCCCGACGUAUUGAAGCAGCCGUUGGAUGAAAUUUGCGCGUCGGUGUGUGUGUGUGUGUGUGUGUGUGUGUGUGUGUGCGUGUGUGGUGCGACUUGCGUGUCGCCUUUCCGUGCAGAUCCGACAAGCCACGUGGCGCUCGCAAAUACGAGCGUGUCGCAAGUAGGCGUGUGUCGCUGGACAGACUCAGGCAUCUGUCCACGAAGGUCGCACGAGAAACAA
Messenger RNA from Prorocentrum cordatum, 4104 nucleotides. The record is from the annotation of a GenBank genome assembly. NCBI's taxonomy places the organism in Eukaryota, Dinophyceae, Prorocentrales, Prorocentraceae.